GAGUCAAGAACCAUAUUCUCAGUUGUAUUCGUUAUGUGUCUUCUUCGGUAGUACGAGCGUGCGGCGUUCACCAUGGAUAUUCAGACAGAGAAAUCGUUCCAGAAGCAGCCCACAGUAUUUCUUAAUGCUAAGCCCAGGUGGAUCAAGGGCCAGCUUAAGAAGAAGGCACCCAAACGCUAUGUGCGCAAUGUCGGACUUGGCUUCAAAACUCCUCGUGAGGCGAUGGAAGGCUCGUAUAUUGAUAAAAAAUGCCCCUUCACUGGAAAUGUGAGCAUCAGAGGACGCAUCUUAACCGGCGUCAUCAUAAAGAUGAAGAUGACACGCACGGUCGUCAUCAGGCGCGACUACCUCCACUUCGUUAAGAAAUACAACAGGUUCGAGAAGAGGCAUCGCAACAUGUCCGUUCAUCUCUCCCCUGCCUUCCGAGACGUAGUGGUCGGAGACAUCGUGACGGUGGGAGAGUGCCGGCCGCUGUCCAAAACAGUGCGCUUCAACGUCCUGAAAGUGAGCAAGGCUCCUGGUGCCAAGAAGCAGUUCAACAAGUUCUAAAUAAACUGCUGUCAGGA
Messenger RNA from Hyalella azteca, 566 nucleotides. It is a transcript of the gene RpS11, whose product is annotated as 40S ribosomal protein S11. The transcript is spliced from 5 exons. NCBI's taxonomy places the organism in Eukaryota, Metazoa, Arthropoda, Malacostraca, Amphipoda, Hyalellidae. The coding region runs from base 73 to 549 and encodes 158 amino acids. Gene Ontology annotation, molecular function: structural constituent of ribosome. The record is from RefSeq and is a predicted model, not a curated record. Gene Ontology annotation, biological process: translation. Gene Ontology annotation, cellular component: ribosome; cytosolic small ribosomal subunit.